Molecule: messenger RNA, 1896 nt
Organism: Purpureocillium lilacinum
Lineage: Eukaryota; Fungi; Ascomycota; Sordariomycetes; Hypocreales; Ophiocordycipitaceae
Biological process (GO): transmembrane transport
Cellular component (GO): plasma membrane
Molecular function (GO): transmembrane transporter activity
Source: RefSeq, a predicted model, not a curated record
AUGCCCAUGGACGUUGUGGACCAGGAGCUGAGCACCGCCGCGGAGGCGGCCUCGCCUGAGCGCUACCGCCGCCGUGCCAGCAACGAGAUCGAGCGCGUCCUCUCCGCCUCGUCGGCAUCGACCGAGUCGGAAAGCCGCCGCGGCAGCCUCUCGCGCCGGCAGAUGAGCCGUGUGUCGACGGCCAACGACCUCGAGCGACACCCAACGGCGCUGAGCCGCAUCGCGACCCAGCGCACCCAGCACAAUGCCACCGUCGGGUCCGAGGGCCGCAUCAGCAGGAGAUCCGUCGUCUCCAAGCCGCUGCCGCCCUUUGGCGCCGGCAAGCCCUACCCGCCGCCGCUGCCAGAGCGCGAGGAGUAUGUCGUCGAGUUUGACGGCCCGCACGACCCUCUGCACUCGCAGAACUGGCCGCUGCGAAAGAAGAUCCUGACGGCUGCCAUGCUGGGAUACACGACCAUGACGUCGGCUUUUACGUCUUCCAUCUUCUCGUCCGCCACGAGCGUCGUCGCGGCGCAAUACGGCGUCGGCACCGAGGUUGGCCUGCUGGGGACGACGUUUUACGUCUUGGGCUUCGCCUUUGGUCCGACGCUGUGGGCACCUCUGUCCGAGUUGCGCGGGCGAAGGCUGCCGCUCGUCGUCUCCAUGUUUGGCUUCUCCCUCUUCUCCAUUGCCUGCGCCACCGGCAAGGACAUCCAGACCAUCCUCAUCUGCCGCUUCUUCAGCGGCUUCUUUGGCGCCUGCCCGCUCGCCGUCGUCGCGGCCGUCUUCUCCGACAUGUUCGACAACCGGACGCGUGGUAUCGCCGUCACGCUCUUCUCCAUGGCCGUCUUCACGGGCCCCCUGCUGGCGCCCUUUAUCGGCGGCUUCAUCACCUACUCCUACCUCGGCUGGCGCUGGACCGAAUACCUCGCCUCCAUCAUGGGCUUCGCCGCCUUCAUCCUCGACUUUCUCUUCCUCGAAGAGACGUACCCGCCCGUCAUCCUCAUCAGCAAGGCCGCCGAGCUGCGUCGCCGCACCAGGAACUGGGGCAUCCACGCCAAGCAGGAGGAAAUCGAGGUCGACUUUGGCGAGCUGGUCAGGAAGAACUUUUCGCGUCCCCUCCGCCUGCUCUUUACGGAGCCCAUCAUCCUGCUGCUUUCCAUUUACAUGAGCUUCAUCUACGGACUGCUGUACCUCUUCCUCACGGCCUACCCGAUCGUGUUUGUCGGCGUCCACGGCUUCAACGCGGGCCAGUCGGGUCUCACGUUUUUCGGCAUGAUUUGCGGACAGCUCCUGGCUGGCGCGUCGGUCAUUGCGCAGCAGCCGUGGUACAUGCGAAAGCUGGCAGCCAACAACGGCGUUCCUGUUCCCGAGUGGCGUCUGCCCAACGUCAUGGCGGGAGGCAUCUCCUUUGCCAUUGGUAUUUUCUGGUUCGGAUGGACUGGCUACAACCCCAACAUCCACUGGAUCGUCCCCGCCCUCAGCGGCCUCUGCACCGGCUUCGGUCUCAUGUCCAUCUUCCUUCAGGCGCUCAACUACCUCGUCGACGCCUACCUCAUGUUUGCGGCCUCGGCGAUUGCCGGCAACACGUUUAUGCGAUCGCUCUGCGGUGCGGGAUUCCCGCUGUUCGCGCGCCAGAUGUUUGAGGGCAUGGGCAUCCAGUGGGCCUCGACGCUGCUGGGCUGCGUGGCGGUGGUGCUCGCCCCCAUUCCCUUCGUCUUCUACUACUACGGCGCCCGCAUCCGCCAGAAGAGCGCCUACGCCCCGACCUUUUCCGCCCCGGCCGACCCCGUGGACGAGGAGUCGGAGGAGAGCAACGCCGACGGGGCCGCGGAGAAGCGGGGCGAAGACGCGGCCGCGAUGGCCAACGCGCCCCGAAGGGCGAGUGACGAGGACGGCCCGGCCCAGACGGCUUGA